UGGAUAGAAGAAAAUUUUAAUUUUGUGUAUCAAACGAGCUUUGAAAAUAAUUCUUUCUUAGAACUUCAAAAAUAUUGUACUAAUUUAGUAUCUGAAGAACCAGAUAAGGUAUUCAAAUCAUCAAGUUUUUCUUCAAUUCCGGAAAAACUUUUGAUAUCUCUUAUUCAAAAUGAUCAUCUUCUGAUGGAUGAAAUUCAAAUUUGGGACCACGUAAUUGAAUGGGGAGUCGCUCAAAAUCCUGAACUUUCCUCUAAUUUUACAAAUUAUUCAAAAGAUGAUUUCAAAACUUUAAAAAAUACUUUACAACAUUGUAUCCCGUUUGUUAGAUUUUAUAAUUUAACUUCUAAAGAAUUUAUAGACAAAGUAUUACCUUGUAGAAAACUUUUACCAAAGGAAUUAUAUGAAGAUUUAUUAAAAACCUUUUUGAGUCUUUCGGAUCCAAAUAGUAAGCCAGAAAAUAAGUCAAAACCUCGUACAGCUAAAAGUGAGCCUCAACCAGUACUCAUGAAUAUGAUUAACAUAUUUGGAUCCCGCUCGCAUGAAAAUCAACAAGAAUCCAUAGAAUCGCGAGAACCCAUUAGAUUUCCUAGAAAUGGUAGAACACCUAGAUAUUCUAAAUAUGAUAGGAUGUAAGAAAUGAUAAUGAAUUCAAAUUAUUAUUUAAUGGAUUUCUUGGACAUAAUUUUAUAUCUCUUUUAAGAAACAUAAUAAUAAUAAAAUUUAUGAAAUUUAGUUAUAUUUUAUGUUUAAUAAA
Molecule: messenger RNA, 754 nt
Organism: Rhizophagus irregularis DAOM 181602=DAOM 197198
Lineage: Eukaryota; Fungi; Glomeromycota; Glomeromycetes; Glomerales; Glomeraceae
Biological process (GO): neurogenesis
Cellular component (GO): cytosol
Molecular function (GO): protein binding
Source: RefSeq, a predicted model, not a curated record